UUACACUUUCUAAAUCUUUCGUUACAAAACUGGAACUGCAGCCUAGCGUGCAUGACGUGAAGAAAGUACAAGAGUCUCUCAUUCUAAAUCGUUCCCUUCGAAGAAACUGUGUUCUCCUUGUUUGCUUAGUUGGUCAACUUCACCAGGAUGGAUCCCCAAGGAAAUACAAUGGAUUCUGAGUCAACUAUAGCAGGCAAAAGGAAAAAUGAUAAAGUGUUGAAUUCUUAUACUGAUGAAAUGAAGAUGGUAUCUGCUGCUUCUAUCAUAAAUGAAGAUUUUAGUUCAGAAGUUUCUAAAUUUUCUUUGGAUGGAACUCAAGUUCGUAGUUUAAAGAAAAGACUAAUUGUUCUUGAUAUAAAUGGGUUGUUAGCGGAUGUAGUUUCUCCUCCUCCAAAGGAUCACAAAGCAGAUGCAACCAUUGCGAGGAGAGCAAUAUUCAAGAGGCCCUCGUAUCUCAAGUUUCUGGAGUUUUGCUUCGAUAAAUUUGAAGUUGGCAUAUGGUCUUCAAGAAUGAAGAAAAAUGUUGAUGGAGUCAUUGAUUAUUUGAUGGGAGACAUGAAAAACAGGUUGCUUUUCUGUUGGGAUCUUUCUCAUUGCACUGAAACAAGCUUCAAAACUCUUGAAAAUAAGCAUAAGAGUGUGACUUUUAAGGAUUUGAGGAAACUCUGGGAUAAACAUGAUCUUAAUCUUCCAUGGAAGAAAGGACAUUUCAAUAAAACAAAUACAUUAUUGUUGGAUGAUUCUCCUUAUAAAGCAUUGCUUAAUCCUCCAAACACAUCGGUCUUCCCUCGUACGUUCACUUAUAAGGAUGGAAGCGACAACUCCUUAGCUGAAGGAGGGGAGCUGAGAGUAUACCUAGAUGGUUUGACAAAUGCUGAAGAUAUGCAUAAGUAUGUUGAGGAACACCCAUUUGGCCAAGAAGGCAUUAGUGAAACAAGUGAAUGUUGGGACUUCUAUCGCCAGGUUAUUGAUAGUCUUUCUGCAGGUCAAAGCAACCCUUAAUUUGAAGAGAAAAUGGGAUAUAGAAGGUUCUCUUCAAAUUUGAAUGGUGUUUUUUCCUAUAAUAUUCAUCAAUACUCUACUAGUCUUGGAAAGUUUUAUUGGUUGUUGAAAGUUUCCUUGGAAAAUAUUAUUGGAAUUUAAGAACUGUUUAUCGUUAUGGAUUGUUUAAUUUUCUUAUGGGGUUAUUUACUUAA
Messenger RNA from Glycine soja, 1196 nucleotides. RefSeq lists its product as uncharacterized. Gene Ontology annotation, molecular function: phosphoprotein phosphatase activity. The transcript has 8 exons. NCBI's taxonomy places the organism in Eukaryota, Viridiplantae, Streptophyta, Magnoliopsida, Fabales, Fabaceae. The record is from RefSeq and is a predicted model, not a curated record. The coding region runs from base 148 to 1002 and encodes 284 amino acids.